Molecule: messenger RNA, 3603 nt
Organism: Miscanthus lutarioriparius
Lineage: Eukaryota; Viridiplantae; Streptophyta; Magnoliopsida; Poales; Poaceae
Source: the annotation of a GenBank genome assembly
AUGGCGGAGCCUGGCAAAGAAACUGCUGCUACACCCCCUCCACUGCCUCAAGAAACGGUUCUCCAAGCCCCGGACACCGUGGCGGAGCCCAGCUUGGAAGCUGACACGCCGAUUUCAGCCUCACAAGACACCGAAACCGCCGGCGGCGGUCCUGCCGCACUCGACUCCGCUCUGCCUAAAGCAGAGUCGGCUGCGGCUGCGGUUGGCGCGCCGGAGCAAACCACGACGGAGGCAGACGGUCAGCCACCUGUGGCAACCAUGCCACAGAAAGUUGCCGCAUUACCUCCGCCAGCUGAGACACCGGCGCAAGAGAGUGCGGCGCCGGCCGCACCUACGCCGCCGCCGCCACCGCAGAAGCAAGAAGGCGGCGUUCCGAAACUAGCCUCCUCGGUGCACGAGGAGGAGAAGGACGCGCCAAAGGCAAGGGAGGAGAAAGGAGAAGAGAAGCCCGCGCGUCGUCGGUGGCGAUGCCUCCGCGCCGCCGUGUGCUUGCUCUUCCUCCGCCCCAAAAGCGGAGAGACGAAGCCGGCGACACCGCCGGGCGACAAGGAGGCGGUGUCAGGGCUGGAGGAGAAGAAGCCGAUGCCAGGGGAGAUGCCGCCGCCGCCCCAGAAGGACAGCGGCAGCGCUGUCCGUGUUCCAUCCAAGCCUGAAGCGGGGAAGGGCGAAGGCGAGACGAAGCCGGCGGCGCUGGACGGCAAGCGGCCGGAGCCAGGGCAGGAGCAAGUGGCCACAUUGCCUCCGCCAGCUGAGACAUCGUCACAGGAGACGACGGCGACGGCGGCUGAGGCUGAGGCUGAGAAGCAACUCGCUGCACCAGCACCACAGCAGCCACCGCGGAAGCAAGAAGGCGGCGCUCCGGAACAAGCCCCCUCGGUCCAGGAGGAGAAGGACGCCGCACCGGCAGCGGCAGCGGCAAGGCCGCAGGAGGGAGAAGAGAAGCCAGCGCGUCGUCGGUGGCGAUGGCUCCAGGCUGCCGUGAGCUUGCUAUUCCUCCGCCCCACAGGCGGAGAGACGAAGCAGCCGACGCCGGGGGGGAUGCCGCUCCCGGUGGAUAGCGCUGGCAAGGCUGCAGUGGAGAAGGGCGAAGCCGAGAUGAAGCCGUCGGCGCAGGAUGGCAAGAAGCUGGCGUCGGGGCAGGAAGAGCAGAAGCCAGCGGCGAAGAAGAAGCCGAGCCGGAAGUACAGCGCUGGCGCUGCAAGGAAGGAGAAAGACCAAGGCGAAGAGAGCAAGUGCCGCCGUGAUGAAACCCAAGCGGGGAAGACAACACCACAGCUCGAAGGGGAGCACCCUUCGCUGAAGAAGUUUCGGAAGGCGGGCAGGCUGGUUCAGUUCGUCAUGUCCUUGUACAGCAGGCACCGGUCCAAGGACAAGAAGCCGGCACCGGCUUCCGGUACGGGUGGGGAGGAAGACAGCGAGGCCAAGGUAGCGUCGGCGCUGGAGGAGAAGCAGCAGCCGGCCUCAGGGCUGGAGCAGAAGCAGCAGCAUCCGAAUUGGCCGCGAGAGGAAGUGCGCCUGGAGCACAUCCUCGAGGAAGCUUUCACAAGGCUUCUUGCGACGGAGUACAACAAGGAGCUGAGCGGCGUGAGGCAGAAGUGCCUCCUCACCUUCUCCGUCUUCGAGCUCGCCUCCGAGGUGAAGAAGCAGGCCAUGAUCUAUUGGUGGGUGGCGGAGUUCAACCUGCGGCACCGGAGGGAUCCAGCGCGGGCUCCUGCUGCUGCCGGUGGCGGCAGAAAAAAUGACUCGCCGACGGCGCCGCAGGGUAAAGGCGGGGACGCUGACAGAAGGGAUGAUGACGCCGAAGGCAUCUUCUUCAUGCUUUCUGAUCAUGGCUUCCUGGUGCCGAUAAAGAACUGGUGCAGCAAGGUGAUCCAUGGCUGCCAGGUGAACCCCCUGGUGCACUGGAUGCUGAAGCGCCAGGCGAGGGGUGGUCGCUUCGCCGAGCUGGACGGCAAGGGCAGCCCCGCGGACCUGCAACUCAACUCCAGCAUCCUUUGCCUGACAGCAGGCAAUCGGCCUGUGCUGCAGAAGAUGCGCAUGGAAGAUGAGUCGCAGUCACAGCCACAGCCACAGCCACAGCAGCAGGCACAGGCCAGGAAGAAAGAUGAGUCACAGGCCGGGAGAAAAAGCAAGAAGGUAACAAAGGAGCCUCCCCUGCAGGACAAGGGCAGCCGUGUCCAGGACCAGCAGCAACCGACGGCGAAAGAUGGGGCGCAGGUCGGGAGCAGCAAAUCCAUGGCAGCAGCAGAUAAGGCACCUUCCCACAAGGACGAGGAAGACUCGACCCAAGCUAAGGACCAGCCAACCAAGGGAGCACAAAACAUCAAGCCCAGCUCUGAGCUGGGACAUGCUAUAUUUGAAGGGAAGCGAGUGAUCCUCAAUGUCAAUGCACAUGUGUACCCCAUAUCCAAGUCCGCAUUCUUGAACCUUGCCGAAUGCUUGGUUGUGCUGCAGCUUGGCCGGUGGAAUAAUCUUGAUGACAAGACAUACAUGGAGGUGGAUGGCCUGGAGUCACGGAAUGCCAUCGGCUUGCUCAAGAACCUCCGAUACCUUGGUCUCCGUGGGCUAUCACGGCUAACGGAGCUCCCAAAAGGGAUCGAGAGCCUUAAGAAACUUGUAAUCCUAGACAUGCGAGGCUGCCAAAACCUAGUCAAAGUGGUGGCAAGUGUCGUCAAACAAUUGAAACAGCUUACCCAUUUGGAUCUCACUGAGUGCUACAUGUUGGAGCACAUUGGCCAAGGAAUCACAUCCCUCACAGAGUUGCAGGUGUUCAAGGGCUUCGUGUUCGCAACUGGAACACAAGGGAACAAGGCAUGCCGAAUACAAGACCUCAGAAAGUUGAAGAAGCUCCAAAAGCUCACUGUUAGCAUCACCACUGAUGCUAAUGUAGGCAAGGGUGAGAUGGCAGAUCUUAAGUACCUCACUAGCCUUCGGAAACUCACAAUUACAUGGAGUGAGAUACCAAGCAUACUGGAGGGUGGCACGGAAAAGGUGAAGAAAAAGCGAGAGGAACUUGUUAAGAGAUGGACCAGCUUUCAGUUGCCAGAAGACCUCAUGAAACUGGACAUUCGGUGCUACCCCAAGUAUGAGCUACAACUUGAACGGCAUGAGAAGCUCGAGAAGCUCUACUUGAGAGGUGGAGACAUGAAAAAGUUUUCCACAAAGAAAUCAACCUCCAUAAAGACAUUACGUCUGAGGUAUCUCAAGAAGUUCACAAUGGAAUGGGAGGAUAUCUGUUCAGAAUUGCAGAAUAUUGAAUAUGUGGAAAUUGUGGUUAAUAAUAAGGAUGCAGCACAAGAAAAGGAUAAGAAUGUGGAUACCAAGAGUAUAGAGGAAGAGAUCAAGCGUGUGAUGAAGAUACCAAAUUUUACAUUGGAUGGGCAUGGGGUAUGGACGAAGGAUGAGAAGGAAGAGCGUAAAAAGUUGCCUGCACCUAAUAAAGAUGCCCUGAGAUUAGGUAGUAAAGAAGUUCAGGAAAAUGACAUGGGAAAGAACGAAGCAUCUGGACCAUCAGAACCAACUGAAGAUUCUCAUACAAAAGAUGCUAGCGCCAUCACAAGUGUUAAUAAGGAUGGCGACAAAGUUGCUCAAACAACAAACUAA